Synchiropus splendidus (mandarinfish) is the source of this 2702-nucleotide messenger RNA. RefSeq names its product SPRY domain-containing SOCS box protein 3-like. The record is from RefSeq and is a predicted model, not a curated record. Gene Ontology annotation, molecular function: protein binding. The transcript has 7 exons. Gene Ontology annotation, biological process: proteasome-mediated ubiquitin-dependent protein catabolic process. Gene Ontology annotation, cellular component: SCF ubiquitin ligase complex. NCBI's taxonomy places the organism in Eukaryota, Metazoa, Chordata, Actinopteri, Syngnathiformes, Callionymidae. The coding region runs from base 1089 to 2366 and encodes 425 amino acids.
CGCAAAUUCUCCUCUUUUGGUCACUUUCAUCCGCAUUCGUCGAUGUAUACAAGCGUCUUUUAAUCUAAUAAUAUAGCUUAAUAAUAACAAAAUUAAUUCCCACAUACCACUGUUUUGCUCCAUACUUGUUUCUUGAAGCUACAUCUAGGCACGCAGCUAUCGGUCAUGUGCUUCCGGGAUGUGGCUACGGUCACUGGCCAAUCACAAAUAAGCAAACGACCUCUACCUACCGCCCUAUUUCCGAAGUAACCAAUAAGGUGAACGACCAGCUGUGGUGCGUUCAUGGUAAUCUCUUCUUUGUAAAACAUUUGACAUGCAAAGUUUCGUCGUUUAACACCAGCUUUUAUUGAGUUUUGCUUUUUGCGAUGUGAUGCGAUAUAAAUUGUUUAUGAGUAAUAGUUGAACUUCGUAUUGUGAGGAAAGUUAUUUUGUAAGCAAGAAUGGCCUAUUAUGACCAAUGCUGUCAUCCGACAGCCCUAUGAUAGCCAUCUAUUUCCUCGCUGAAAUAUUGUUGUAUCGCAGUCAAGAUGGUGCGGGCAUUGUCCCUGAGCGUGGCUGGUUGAUCAGGAGUUUAAAAAAACAAAGUGCCAUGGCAGUGAGAGACAAAAGUGUUUUCACAUGCAGUAUGUGGACGUGGGACCUAAGAGGUUAAAUGCUCCAUUCAUUCCACGUUGUCCUGCUAUAUUCAGUGUAAUACAAAAUCAAACAGACACAAACUGACACAUGUGUUGUAAAGAUCAAACACAUAACUAAUCUCAUUGACUACAUAUUAUAGGUUUGAAAAAAGAAAGACCAGGUGAUAGAGAGAGUGUGUUGAAUUGACAUACUGAAAUAUGAGCAUAAAAAAUAUGGUUAAAAACCCUGUUUACUGCCACCCAGUUAAGGUUACUACUCCACAGGUUUGCCAUACUCCGUUACAGGUAGCAGAGUACAUUAACAUAAAGCCCUCCUCCUGCAGAGGCCUGAUCCAAUAAGCUCAGUUAAAGGCAUGUCCAAGUGGUGUUUACAGUCUGACUGAGCAGAAGUGGGACAGAGUGCACAGAGCACCUGUCACGCCGUCACAUAUAUACGGGCACUGUGUCGCUCCAAUGAGCUACUGUCAGGCAAACCUUUAUGAUACUCCAGAAAGAGCUGUCACGAUGAGGAGAGGCAGGAGUGGUCGCGCUCCCUAUUUGGCGUGGGCAGAGACGCUGCAGGAGGCAGAAACCAUCCAGACACCAGACACAGACGAGUGGGACAGCCAGGUCCCAGUGCAGAGCGAAGAAAACGGGUCUGAAAACGACUUGCUGCAUUCCGGGUGGCUUCCUGAUUUGGUUUCAUUGCCCGGCACUGUGCCUGCAACUGAGGAGGCCUUUUCCAAGUGUGAGCGACUUGAAGACCCGAUUACACCUCUCCAGGUUGUUAGCCAAUACCGAGAGGACGAUAAUGGUUUAGACUGGGUGUGGGAUGAGGGCAACAAGUCCUCUGGAGUCUUCCUCAGCUGUGGCGACCAGAAGGUCAGUUUUCAUUCCGACUACAGCUGCGGCACGGCAGCCAUCCGUGGCACCAAGGAGCUUGCGGAGGGCCAACACUUUUGGGAAGUCAAGAUGACCUCGCCGGUCUAUGGAACUGACAUGAUGAUUGGGAUCGGGACGUCAGAUGUGAACCUGGAGAAGCUCAAGUACAGCUUCGGCAGCCUGCUGGGCCUGGAUGAGGAUAGCUGGGGCCUGUCUUACACAGGCUAUCUUCAACACAAAGGGGACAAAGUAAAGUUGACCUCACGGUUUGGUCAGGGCUCUGUCAUUGGACUGCACUUUGACACGUGGCACGGGACCCUGACAUUCUACAAGAACCAGUACUACUUAGGCAUUGCAGUAAUCCAGCAGCAGAACAAGAAGUUCUUCCCAAUGAUUUGCUCCACAGCAGCCAAGAGCAGCAUGAAGGUGAUCCGUUCCUGCUACACACCCACUUCUCUCCAGUACCUGUGUUGCGUUAAGCUCCGCCAAAUGUUGCCACACUCUCCAGACGUGCUGAAAACACUAGACCUGCCCCCUGGCCUACAUACUCGCCUUCACUUCCAACUGGGCUGGUUCUUCUCUCUGAGCAGUGCUUCUGAACCGCAGGAGCAGCCGGUAUACUAUAUUGCUGACGACCAGAGCGAGGACCUUGGCUGGCCUCCCAGCCCCGAAUCCACUCUAAGUGCCUGCUCCUCUCCAAGUCCCUGUGCCAGUCCCAUCCCUGAGUCUGUUCCUUACGAAUGCACCUGUGAAUUGCCCCAGUUAUUUCCAUGCGCCAUCCACUGCCCCCCCACUCCACCCAGCACCGACUACGACGGCUGGUCUUCUGAAUCCGAUGACCAUCAGUGCAAAAGAGGCCGCUGGGCUUGACUUCAUCACAGUGAAGUCUUUUACAACUCACACUCCUGGACCAUUGCCACUAAGCUUCGCAAUUGAGCUGCGAUCACUCUGUCCACGAUUUACCAGGACAGAUAAGAUGGGCGUACAGAGGAAGCAGACAUUUUUGGGUCAUGCCAGGAAGAAGAAAAACAUAAUGUGUGGCCAAAAAAAAUAAAGGAAAGUUUGCCACAAUAUGUAAAGAAAAAAAUAAAAAAAGUAGCAUAUGACAUGUUAAAACUAAAGGUAUCCAGCUAACUUCAGUUUUUUUGUUACAUUUAAUUGUAAUAUUUUUGCAAAACUGUUUUUUAUUUUAUAUUUAUAAAUAAA